UUGACUGACUUUAAGCUUACCAUAUCCGACAGCAAGGGCAGAUCCAUAACCAAGGAGCUCAGGGACAACGAGGGCAGCGCCCUGCUAGGACAGACGAUCGGCAGCAAGGUGGAUGCGGCCGUAGCCAGCUUCGCAGGCCAGAUGAGGAUCACCGGAGGCAGCGACAGGUCAGGCGUUCCCAUGCGGCAGGAUGUGCACGGCAGCGCAAGAAAGUACGUCCUGCUCUCCAAGGGGGUGGGCCUGCAGGAUGCCGAGAAGGGCAAGAGGGUGAGAAAGCUGAUCCGGGGCAACCAGGUAUCCGAAGAGACAUACCAGAUAAACUGCAGGCUUGACGGGCAGCUGCCUGAAGAGCGGGGAGCAGACGCCGCGCCGAGCAAAAAAGAAGAAUACGGCUACCAGCCCUGCGUCAACAUUGGAACCGCAGGCCAUGUGGAUCACGGAAAGACCACCCUGAUCCAGUCGCUGACCGGACAGUGGACCAGCGUGCACAGCCAGGAGCUCAAGCGCGGGAUUACAAUCCGGGUCGGAUACUCAGAUGCCGCAUUCUACAAGUGUCCCAGCUGCGAGGAUCCCCUGGGGUACUCGACCAGACCAGAGUGUCCCGGCUGCGGCUCCAAGAGCGAGCUCUCCCGUGUGGUGAGCUUUGUGGACAGUCCGGGCCACGAGAGCCUGAUGGCAAACAUGCUCUCAGGCUCUGCGCUGAUGGACGGCGCGCUGCUCCUUGUUGCCGCCAACGAGAAGGUGCCAAAACCGCAGACAAAGGAGCACCUGCUGGCCCUGCAGACCCUGGGAAUAACACAGAUUGUCACGAUACAAAACAAGGUAGACCUGGUAUCAUACACAGACGCCAUGGCAAACUACAACGACAUUGCCGCGUUUGUGAACGGAACCGGCGCCUCGGGAUCGCCCAUAAUCCCGAUCUCGGCACAGUCGAACCUGAACACCGACGCGCUCAUCGGCAUGAUAGAGUCCACCAUCAAGACGCCGAUCCGCGACGAGAAGAGCAGCACGGUGAUGCAUGUCCUCCGCUCGUUUGACGUAAACCGGCCCGGCUCAAGGAUCACAGACAUCAAGGGAGGGGUCGUGGGAGGAAGCCUGACCGAGGGAACCCUUAAGAUCGGAGACGAGAUCGAGAUCAAGCCCGGGAUCGUCACCACAAAGAGGGGGGCGUACGAACCCAUACUAACCGAGGUGGUCUCGCUGGGCACGUCUGCCGGAACCGUCGAGUCGGUAAGGCCCGGCGGCCUGGUGGCCGUGGGCACAAGGCUGGAUCCUGCAAUUGCAAGAAGGGACUCCCUGGUGGGAUCUGUAAUCGGCAGGCCGGGAACCCUGCCCGAGAACUCCACGGGAGCGCAGAUCACAGUCAGCCUGUUUGAUGCCGUCGUGGGCGCCACCGAUGAGACCAAGGUAGCGCCGAUCCAGAACGGGGAGGCCCUGCGGCUCAACAUAGGCACCGCCCCGGUGCUCUCCAAGGUCACCAAGGUAAGAAACGAGAAUAUAUCAGUCGAGCUCCGCCGGCCCGUCUGCAUAUUCGAACGCAUCAGGAACAUCGACACGUUUGAGGCCGAGAUAGGCCCUGUUCGGUUUGCGGUUCCCACAUGCGCGCUGUCGGAGCUGAACAGGCUCAUGGACGAUCCCCGAAGGGCUCCCGAGAUAUCUGCGGUUCUUGAACGUGCGAGAAGGAUGGACAUCAUAGAGAUGGACGGCGACUUUGCGGACAGGGAGAUACUCAGGCAUGUGAAGCAGAACGGCGGCAUUGUCGCAACCAUGGACAGGGGGCUCAAGCGCGGCGUCAAAAGAUCCGGCGGCUCCGUCAUCUCGAUGAGCCGCGACCGUGUCGUGCUCGAGCCGUAG
This is a messenger RNA of Geodia barretti, 1854 nucleotides long. The record is from the annotation of a GenBank genome assembly. NCBI's taxonomy places the organism in Eukaryota, Metazoa, Porifera, Demospongiae, Tetractinellida, Geodiidae.